Molecule: messenger RNA, 2322 nt
Organism: Penicillium alfredii
Lineage: Eukaryota; Fungi; Ascomycota; Eurotiomycetes; Eurotiales; Aspergillaceae
Product: dipeptidyl-peptidase III
Exons: 2
Coding region: 1-2322 (773 amino acids)
Biological process (GO): proteolysis
Cellular component (GO): cytoplasm
Molecular function (GO): dipeptidyl-peptidase activity; metalloexopeptidase activity
Source: RefSeq, a predicted model, not a curated record
AUGCACAUUUCGCGCUUGUCCCGCGUCUUACCCCUCAAUCGCCCUCGCCUUCUCUCGCCCCGCCUCCAUUUCUCAUCCCACUCCCUAACUCGAGCAUCCAUGGAUGACAACAUCAAGCAGCAUUAUUUGGCCGACUCGCCGCCGACGGUGGUCAGGCUGGAAAUCAAGUCUCACUUUGAUAACCUCAAAGAUGCCAGUCUGAGGAAAUAUGCGCAUUUCAUGAGCAGGUAUGUUGUUUCUCCCAUGGCUUCAUGGACGAGGGAGGAUGCCCACGGAUCUUCCCCAGUCGUGAUCAUGCGCUCACCAUCGGUCUCGGAAUAUGAUAGAGCCGCUUUCGAGGGCACUCGUGUGACAUUGCGCCAGAUCUCGCCCGAGUCCGAACCCAUCUACGACCUCAUCCUUGCGCUCUACCGUGCCUGCAAUGGCGACUGGGGCAGCCUCGCCCAGAAAACCCAGGUCAGCGACGAACAUGUUCGUUUCUUCCUCGAAUAUGCUGCCCAGUUCCUGGGGAACUGCGGUAACUACAAGGGCUUUGGUGACUCCAAGUUCAUCCCUCGAUUGCCUGCCUCGGCGUUGGAGGCUUUAGCAUCGGCCACGCCAGAGACCAAGGCCGCAUUCCAGAAAGCAAAUAGCACCGGCGGCGGCAUCUACGAGACCAGCGAGCAAUCCUUGAUGCACCUCGGAUACCCGAAGAGUGGCCACAUGACCACCUACUAUCCCGACUCGCCCUCGAUCUCGAAGGAGGAGAUCACGGCUGUUGGAGAUCUGAUGGAGAAGAAGGGACUGGCAUUGGAGAAUACGAGACUGCGAAAGACCUCCUCAGGUGACUUUGAGCUUCUGAUCGCAUCGGGGGUUUCAUCGCCUCCUGUGAAGGACCGCGAUCUGGGCGAGGUGGGCACCUUUGAGCUGGACGGGGCAUUGAAAGGGAAGAACCUGCGCCUGGUCUUCGGGGACUAUCAGGAAGAGAUGGCGAAGAUUGCCCACAGCCUCAAGCAGGCGGGUUUGAAUGCGGCCAACGACAACCAAAAGCGCAUGCUCGAUGCCUAUGCUCUCUCGUUCGGGGCUGGCUCCAUCGAAGCGUUCAAGGAGAGCCAGCGCAUCUGGGUCAAGGACCAGAAGCCUGUGCUGGAGACAAAUCUGGGAUUUGUUGAGACUUACCGAGACCCUCACGGUGUGAGAGGAGAAUGGGAAGGCUUUGUUGCUCUGGUCAACCUGGAACGUACCCGAGCCUUCGGGACGCUGGUGGACAGUGCUGAAAGCAUGAUUCCAAAGCUACCUUGGGGUGAGGAUUUUGAGAAAGACAAGUUCCUCAGCCCGGAUUUCACCUCACUGGAGGUUUUGAGCUUUGCAUGCUCGGGUCUUCCGGCCGGUAUCAACCUCCCCAACUACGAUGACAUCCGCCAGAACCUCGGCUUCAAGAAUGUGUCUCUGGGUAAUGUCUUGAGUGCCAAGGCACCCAAUGAGCCAAUCCCCUUCAUCGCAUCUCAGGACCAAGAGGUCUACCGCCGGUGUCGCGACCCGGCAUUUGAAGUGCAAGUUGGCAUUCAUGAACUGCUGGGCCAUGGAACUGGUAAGCUGCUACAAGAGACAGCGCCAGGCGAGUACAACUUCGACAUUGCCAGCCCUCCAAUUAGCCCGGUCACGAACAAACCCGUGUCCACCUGGUAUAAGCCCGGGCAGACGUGGAGCUCGGUAUUUGGGGCCAUUGCCUCAUCGUACGAAGAGUGCCGCGCCGAGUGUGUUGCCAUGGUGCUGGGCUGUGAUUUCAGCAUCUUGAAAAUCUUCGGGUUUGGGGACGGGACCGAAGACAUGGCCGGUGAGGCAGGGGACGUUCUCUUUGCCGCAUACCUGCAAAUGGCUCGGGCUGGUCUCGUGGCCUUGGAGUUCUGGGAUCCCAAGACACACAAAUGGGGUCAGGCUCACAUGCAGGCCCGGUACAGUAUCUUGCGCACUUUCCUCGAUGCUGGCGAUGAUUUCGUCAAGCUGUCUUACAGCAAGGAGGACCUCUCUGAUCUCGAGAUUCGCCUGGACCGGUCUAAGAUCCUGACCCAUGGACGUCCUGCCGUGGAGAAGUACCUGCAAAAACUGCACGUCUACAAGAGUACGGCAGAUGUCAAGGCUGGUCAGGGUUUGUAUGAUGAGAUCACCUCGGUGGACAACUGGUGGGGCACCAAGGUGCGCGAGGUGGUCCUGAAGAACAAGGUUCCCCGCAAGAUCUUUGUGCAGGCCAACACCGUCCUCGAGGGAGAUCGGGUCACUCUGAAGGAAUAUGAACCGACUCUGGAGGGUCUGAUCCAAAGCUUUGCAGAGCGCCAUGUCUAA